Rana temporaria (common frog) is the source of this 3738-nucleotide messenger RNA. RefSeq names its product non-SMC condensin II complex subunit G2 (gene NCAPG2). Gene Ontology annotation, cellular component: nucleus; condensin complex. The transcript is spliced from 28 exons. The record is from RefSeq and is a predicted model, not a curated record. Gene Ontology annotation, biological process: mitotic sister chromatid segregation. NCBI's taxonomy places the organism in Eukaryota, Metazoa, Chordata, Amphibia, Anura, Ranidae. The coding region runs from base 117 to 3563 and encodes 1148 amino acids.
GGGCACGUAGUGACGUAUUUCCGGCGUGUCGCUGUCGGGCGGGUAUUGUAAAAUUUAAAUUACCGUGCGGGCGGGAAGUGACUGCGGAAGGGAUCGUUAUAUAGAACGGAGUCGCGAUGUCUAAACGCGAGGCAUUUUUACUUGCCACAGGGAAGGAUACGUUACAAGAUUUUUUACAUUUCAUUCAACUUCAUAAAGAUGCAACAGAUCCUUUUGAUCUAGAAGAGGUAUUGCAAGAGCUGCCGAGGAAGCAAAAGGAGGAGUUAUGGCAGAAGCUGAAGACUUUGCUGCUGGAUACUUUGGUGGCGAAUCCAGUAGAGUCAUGGCACAAAAUAGAUGAUGUCAGUGAUGAUGACAUGGAAGUGGAAGGAGCCCCUGAAGUGAAAAACACUAUGGAGGUAAUAUAUGGUGUGACCAUUGUGGCAACACUCUCUGUGUCUGUGGUGGAAGAGGACAUGACUUAUCAAGCUCUCCUGGAAUGUGCUGGCCUUCUCAAUGGUAUUCUGGAAGCUUUACCAGGGUCGGAAUCCCAUGUCCGUAUUGCCAUCCGGCAACUGUGUGAGGCCUGGUGGGAGAAAGGCUUAGAAAAGAAAGAGGAGUUUGGGAAAACAGCUUUUUCAAUGCUCUUGGCAAAGUCUCUUGAACCAAAAUGUUUGGUUGCGGACAUCACUCGCUUGUGGCAACUUCAUGCAGCUCUCCUAAAUUUUGAUUACAAUUCAGAGGAAAGUAUCGAAGUGAAGAACUUGUUACUCCAGUGCAUUCUGAAUAUCAACCACAUUAAAAAAGAAGAGGGCCGGCGGUUUCUUAGCUUCAUCUUCAGCUGGGAUGUUGACUUCAUUGUAAUAAUUCAUGAAACCAUUAAAAACCAGCUUCAAAGUUUAACAAAGUCAUUGGUGCGUCUUGUUGCAGACGUUUAUUUUAGAGCGUGGAAAAAAGCAUCUGAAGAUCUUUUAACGACCAUUGAACACACUUGUAUCCAGGACUUCAUGCAUCAUGGAGUUCACUUGCCAAGAAAUUCUCCAGUGCACCCCAAAGUGAGAGAGAUCCUAAGCUACUUUCACCAGCAAAAUAUGCGUCAGGGUGUGGAGAAGAUGCUGUACAGACUGUACCAACCUAUUAUUUGGAGAGGUUUGAAGGCUCCAAAUUCAGAGGUCCGAUCCAAUGCUGCUUUGCUGUUUGUUGAAGUCUUUCCCCUCCGGGAUCUAAAUAUGAACCAAGAAGAUAUGGACAAUGAAAUCCAAAAACAGUUUGAGGAACUUUUUAAUCUUUUGGAAGAUCCUAAUCAUCUUGUUCGAUCUACUGGAGUUCUUGGAGUCUGUAAGAUCGCUGCUAAAUAUUGGGAGAUAAUCCCUCCAGCUAUACUAGCAGACCUUAUGAAGAAGAUCCUCUGUGAUCUUGCUGGCGAUAUCAGUUCUGCUGAUGUCCGCUGUUCUGUUUUUAAGUGUCUGAAAAUACUUCUGGAUAACAAGUGUAGUCAUCCACUGUUGGAGCAAAUGUUGCCAUCUUUGAAGUACAGUCUCCACGAUAAUUCAGAGAAGGUCAGAGUGGCUUUUGUCGAUAUGCUCUUGAAGAUGAAGGCUGCCCGAGCUGCUAAGUUCUGGAAGAUUUGCCCAAUGGAAAACCUGCUGGCCCAACUUGAGGGUGAUUCCCGGCCUGUAUGUCGGCGCAUUGUCAAUCUGCUGUUUAACUCUUUCUUUCCUGUCAAUGAGCCAGAGGAAGUCUGGUGUGAGCGGUGUGUAGCGCUUAUACAAAUGAACCCAGGGGCUUGCCGGAAGUUUUAUCAGUAUGCCUAUGUACACACGGCCCCCACUAAUAUUGCUAAACUGAUGCUCACUCUACGGCGCUGUCUGAAUGCCUGUCUGCAGAGGACGGUUCGCAGUGAAAAUGAGGAGAAUGAAGACAACAAUGAAAAUGAGGAGACUGACAAGAAGAAUAAAAGUGUCCUGGAAAAUGUGUUGGCCAAAGAAGAUGCAACAUCUAUGGCUAGUUUAUUGGAGAUUAUCAUAAUUUUGUGGAGAAGUAUCAGAAAACCUCUGGAACAAAAUGAGGAGGCUAAAAACUACACCAUCAGCAAAUUUGCCUCUGUUCUGCCAGAGUAUUUCAGAGUAUUUAAGGAUGAUCGCUGUACCGUACCAUUAGUAAUCCUGGCUUCCUUCAUGCACCCAUCAACCAUCCCGACAUUCAGCUGUUCUGUGUUGUCCAAGCUGAGGCAUUUAACUAACGAGGCUGAAGAGAGAAAAUACUCUGCACUUAUCGACUGCUUGUGUCGCUGGGGACAAGUGGGUCACCUACUGGAGCUGGUAAUAGACCAGCUUUCGGAGGCUUUGCCAGAGAAGAAGAAAAAGAAAGAGAAGACGCGUAAAGUGCGCAUCCAGGAUAAUAUGGACCGCAAACCAGACUUGGCUCUUAAAUAUAUUGAAUAUCUUAUGACCCAAAAAAUUAACAGAGAAUAUCUUCUGGCUGCACAACCAAACAAGCUAAAUAACCUUUUUAAACAGCUGGGUCUGGUCAAAGAGGUUCUGUGUUCCUUUUUGAAGCCGUCUGAAGGAGUAACUCCUAUUCUUAGUCAAGAAGCGUCCAUAAUGGCUUUUAGUCUUUACUGCAGGCUCGGUAUUCACCUCCAAUCCCAGUUCCAGUCGGAAGGAAGAACAUACUUGUCAUUGCUGGAGGAUACCGGUGGUUGGGUUGAAAGUCAGGUUCUUGGAAUUCUUGGAAGCGGUGAGACACUCACAGAGCAGCAGAGUACAGUGGCUCAACAGAUCCUUCAGACUUAUCUGACAGUAUGUAAAGAUGUGAUAAUGAUUGGCCUUGGCGACCCAGAUUUUCAAGCUCAUCUUCUUCAAACUAUGAUUUUAGUAAUACAGACUGAAAUGUGCUGUGAUUACCUGCCAACUUUUCUCUGUGUGCUGAAAGAGAUAACAGAAGUUUGUUUGCUUCACAAGAUGUAUGAUGACAGUGCUGACUUUGGUAGACACCUUGAUGCUAUACAGACAUGCUUCCACAAAGCUAUAGAGGUUUCUGCUCGCAGAUUGAGGAAACAGCAAAAUGAAGCUCUCCAGCUUCUGCUCUCUAUUCAGAUGCCUAUUGCACAGUUUGUGAACACAGUUCAGUUCUGGAGGACGGCCUCUUCAGAAGUCCACCACGGGAUGCUCUCCACAAUCAUUGCAGCUGUGGUAGUGGAAAUAAGCAAUGUAUUGCGUAAGAUUUCAGAUCCAGAGGAGAUUGCCAUUCCAGAAUCUGUGUCAGAGUUACCGCCGUUGUCUAGGUGCUUAAUAUCUGUUGUUAUAAAGACGUCCAGUGUGCUGAAUUCCUUUUUAGGUGAACUCGCUACAAGUGUUUCGGCGGAAGAAAUUGAGGGAAUUCUGAGCUUGACUGCAUCCCUACAUAUCAUUAUGGCCAGCAGUAAAGGGAAACGCUUGUCUACUGCAGCUAAAGACAUUGCUUCAAUAAUAUAUAGGAAGCUGAAAAAUCACAGAGAAGUCACAAUGGAAGAUGAUGAAAACAUAGAAAGAGCUAUAUAUGAAUCCUCAAUGAGAACCUUGGAUCAGCUUCUGAAGCCAUAAAUCCGCACCGAAUGUAUAUUUUGUACAAAAUUUUGAAUAUCUCUAACCAGCAUUUUUUAUAUAUUUAUAUAUUACAGAACACAAACUCCUGGGAGUCUAGUAAAAUGUAAUGUACAAUUUUAAUGCCUGUUUAGUAAGCAUUGUUGUAAAUAUAAAAAUAUAUUCAUUAAUUGCA